AUGCCGAAGAAGGGCGGGAUAAGGAAAGAAGAAAUUUGUGAAGAUUUCUGCUUCAAUUGCAAAGAUGGAGGAUACCUUAUAAUCUGUGACUACAAGAACUGUCUUAAAGCUUAUCAUCCCGAAUGUGUUGGGAAAGAUGAUGCUUUCAUGAAAUCUGGAAAGAAAUGGAAUUGCAGGUGGCAUUCUUGCUUCAUUUGCCAAAAGGCUUCGAAGUUUUAUUGCUUUUGCUGCCCGCAAGCUGUAUGUGGUCGGUGUCUCUUUGAUGCUGAGUUUGUUCUCAUCGGAGGGAAUAAAGGAUUCUGCCAGCAGUGUUUGAGCCUUGCGUUACUCAUUGAAAAUGGAUCAAAUGUUGAUUCAAAUGGGGUCCCAGUAGAUUUCAAAGAUAUAAACACAUAUGAGUGCCUUUUCUUGAGCUACUGGGAGAAUAUCAAGAAGAAAGAAGGCUUAUCAGGAAAAUGUGUUCAUUCUGCUGAUGACUUACUAAAGAAGGGUGAGAAUUAUAGGGGUGACUUGUAUUCUCUUGAAACUGGAAAAAUUGAAGAAAACAUUGGUGAAUCUGAAGGAGAUAGUCAUCUUCUAGUAUCUGAUUAUGAUGAUUUGGAGGAUGUCAAGGAAUGCAAAUCAGUUAAGAAAAGAAGUGCGUCCAAGAGACGGUCACGUGUCAGGAAUAGAAAAGCAAAAUCGAAGGAGUUUGUUGGAUGGGGAUCAAAAUCACUCCUGGAGUUCCUUGCUUUUGUUGGCAAAGACACAACGAAACAGUUGUCACAAUAUGACAUUACUUCCAUAAUCACAGAUUAUUGUAAAGAAAACAAGCUUUUUGAUCCAGAGAAAAAGAAGAGAAUUCUUUGUGAUGAAAAGCUACAAUCUCUCUUUGGAAGGAAAUGUUUGUUGAAGAAUAGUUUGAGUAAGCUUUUACAUGCCCAUUUUGCUGAAAAUUUUGAGCAAUCCACUGAUGAUGGGUUAUGGAGCAGUUCUGAGGAUACAGAUGAUAAAUGUAAAAGGCAAAGGAUCUCGGGCUCAGCUAGAGAAAAUCAAAAGACAAAAGCACAUAUGGAUGUGCCAAAAAGCUGUUUCGCAUCAGUAAGUGCUGAGAAUAUCAAGCUCAUUUACUUGAAGAAGAGUUUGGUGGAGGAACUGUUGAAGCAACCAGAAAGCUUUGAUAGCAAAGUUGUGGGGAGCUUUGUAAGAGUCAAAUGUAAUCCCAAUGACUAUUUGCAGAGAAAUUCUCACCAGCUCUUGCAAGUUAAAGGUGUCAAGUUAUCGAGUAAUGGACAUAUGAGUGCAGAAACUUCUUUGCAAUUUUUCAACUCUCCAGAAGAGUCCCCCAUCUGUAAGCUAUCAGACGAGAAUUUUACAGAGGAAGAGUGUGAAGAUUUGUGUCAGAGAAUUAAAGAUGGCCUGCUUAAAAAGCCCACCGUUGUGGAGCUUGACCAAAAAGCCAGAAGUUUACAUGAGGACAUUACUAAGCAUUGGAUUGCAAGGGAGCUGGCUCUUCUGCCGAAGCGAAUUGAACAGGCAAACGAAAAGGGAUGGAGGAGAGAGCUUUGUGAAUAUAUGGAUAGAAUGCAGCUGCUUAAUGACCCAAUAGAGCAAUCACGGUUACUAAACGACCUUCCACAAGUCAUUGCAGAGCUUGAACCUGAUGCUCAGGACUUGGCAAAAGAUGGACCUAAUAGCUCGGAUGAAUCACUGUCUUGGGAUUGGGAGUCUUCUCCACAAACUCCAAAAACCGAUAUGGGCAGCGGAAUAUUUUCCUGCCAAACUGAAACAAGAGAUGAGCAUAUCCACUCCAAAGGAUCUGUUUCGAAAGAACUGCCCCAGCAAUCUCAUUCUCCUGAAGUUGGGAAUGACAUUCUUGAAGGUGAGAGCCACGAUGCAGUUCUGGAAGUGAAUAGAAGUUGCAAAGAAUUGUUUCCAGAAGUUGUGAAAGAAAAAUGUCCAGCUUUUACUUCUGAAGGCCAAACCAAUCUCAAUAUUCUCGAGCAAAGUAAAAUUCAAAGUGCUUCAAAGGUUGAGGUUAUACAGCUGAGUGACAAUGAGCAGCUAUCUAAGGCUGAUCGAUUGGCAGAGGAUCUUGGAACAAGAGACAAAAGAAAGCAACCUAAAGGAUCUGUGUCUAAAGAAAACCGAAGGAGUUCAAAGGUUGAGAUUGUGGAAUUGAGCGAUGAUGACGAACGAGCCUGCAAGACUGAAACUGGACAUGAAACGCAUGAGAAUGCCAGUUCUUCAUUAUGGUAUUUUAUGAGUGCUCAUGGUUCCAGAGGGGGACCAUAUCGGCUGUCUUCGCUUAAGACGUGCUUUGACAAAAUGGACAAGGAUUUCAAAUUAAUGGUCUGGAAGGAAGGUCAGAGCAUUGAAGAUGCAAUCCUGCUGGAAGACGCUAUUCGCCAAAAUUUCCGAGAUACAUAGAUAAAGUAAGUACAGAAGAAAACCUUUCACU
Morus notabilis is the source of this 2440-nucleotide messenger RNA. RefSeq lists its product as uncharacterized. NCBI's taxonomy places the organism in Eukaryota, Viridiplantae, Streptophyta, Magnoliopsida, Rosales, Moraceae. The coding region runs from base 1 to 2409 and encodes 802 amino acids. The transcript is spliced from 11 exons. The record is from RefSeq and is a predicted model, not a curated record. Gene Ontology annotation, molecular function: DNA binding.